Capsella rubella is the source of this 723-nucleotide messenger RNA. RefSeq lists its product as uncharacterized. Lineage: Eukaryota; Viridiplantae; Streptophyta; Magnoliopsida; Brassicales; Brassicaceae. The record is from RefSeq and is a predicted model, not a curated record. Bases 87 to 479 code for a protein of 130 amino acids. The transcript has a single exon.
ACAAAAGAUCCAUUACGAAGGCAGAGAAAAAAAGUUAUUCAUCCAACAAGAAAGAAAAAAAAAGAGAAGGUAUUGUAUUUGCUGACAUGGCAAAGAGCAAAGACGUUUCGUUACUAGACCGGUUCAGACAAGCCGUGAAUAAAGUGAAGUUCGUGUUAAGUUUCAAGAUAAACAGCCUAUGGAGUCUCGUACCGAUGCUUGGCUCUUCCUCUUCUUCCUCGUCUCUUCGGUUAAGUUUCAACGAGAGACCCGGUUUAGCAGCGGCUUAUACAGAGAGUGAACUGUGCUCAAACGGUUCUUCAAGGGGAGCGUUGUAUAGAGCCGGGAGUUAUGAUCCAUCUUCGGACGAAGACAUAGACAGCAAAGCUGAGAUGUUCAUAGCUAAUUUCUACAAGCAGCUUCAGAUCGAGAGACAAAUCUCUUUGGAACUUAAAUAUUGUUUGGGUAAUAAUCAGAGUUUCAACUACAGGUCACCUUAAUUUUCCUUUUCUUUUUUUUUAUUCAUUCGUUCGUAUGUGUUGUAAUAAUAACAAGAUCCUAUAAUUUUGAUUGGGUCUUAGUUGACGAUGGCCUGCUAUAUCUUUUAAUUUUAUAGUGGUAGGCUUAUCACAUUUGUUCAUUUACAUUUUAUAAUUUACCAAUGUAUAGUGAGCUCAUGAGAGAAAAAUGUGAUAAUAUAUGUAAUGUCAUUUUAUCGAUUCGAGUAUUGAAAGGUUUUGUUGC